AAUUGACCUAGUAACCGAGUCCUGAAGUUAGUAGUGUGGUCUUGAAAGACUUCUGCAUUGCUUGCUACUUGCAUCUGGACCACGAUGCUUUCCAUACUACCUCUUCUGCUUUUGGGCGGCCUCCUCCCCGGGGUCAACGGCCAGAACUCCGACAAGGAGGUGCUGGCGCACUUUGCAACCACGGGAAACUGCUUCAUUUAUGUUGACGGAGGAGACAUUGAAAAGGGCUCCUCUUCAUGCAAGACAUACUGUCCUGAGCAUGAGGGCAAUGAGGGGAUGGGUUGCCACACUCCCGUGCUCGACUUCGAUUCGAUAGACCAGUCGCUUAUCAACAGGGACGACGACGGUAACCGGUGGCUUGCAGGAGACUGCGUUUGCGGAAACCCCCAGGACUAUCUUCCUCUUAUCGAGCCGGUGAUUGAAGGGCUUUCGCGCUUGGACAACAUUAUCUGCGCUGUUUUCUUGUCGAGUCUCGAGACGGUCUUCGAAAUUGGUAUCAAUGCUGUGCCUGGCGGCCAGGCCAUCAAUGGCGUCCGAAGGGCUGUCGAGGGCGCCAAAACAUUUGUUGAUAACUCAUUGGACGCGGCUUCGUUCUUUGACAACUGGAUCGGCGAUGCCUGUGACGUUCCGGAUUGGAACUUUGAUAUUAUGGAUGGGAUCUUCGGCAAAUUGAACGAUGCCACGGAUGACAUGGGAACCAGCAAGGGAUGCUUCCAGAAGAAGAAGAGUCUUUGCAAGGAUAGACGCAGCAAUCCCAAGAAGGACGAUGACAAGAAGGAUGACGACAAGAAGGCCGACGAUAAGAAGGAUGAUGACAAGUGCAAGCGUGAUGGCAAGGAUUGCAAGAACAGCACCACGAAGAAGGAUGACAGCACUACCACCAGUACUUCUACCACGAGCACGUCAACCACCACCAGCACCACCUCCAAGAAGACCCGUCGCCCCAAGACCAGAACUACGCCGUCUUUCCCAGCGGUUCCCACCUCUACACCGGCGAUAUUCAAUCCCACGCCGGUUGCAGAGGCUAUUCCUAGCUCGUCUGCUCCGGUCAUUCCCUCUCCGUUCUAG
Messenger RNA from Aspergillus steynii IBT 23096, 1068 nucleotides. RefSeq lists its product as uncharacterized. The record is from RefSeq and is a predicted model, not a curated record. The transcript is spliced from 3 exons. NCBI's taxonomy places the organism in Eukaryota, Fungi, Ascomycota, Eurotiomycetes, Eurotiales, Aspergillaceae. The coding region runs from base 85 to 1068 and encodes 327 amino acids.